AUGACAAGCAUUGAGCAGAUUCAAAUCAGCGGUGUCCGCAGCUUUGACCCCAACCCGGCUCACCGUCAGACAAUUGUUUUCCAGAAGCCUCUCACUGUUAUACUCGGAAAGAAUGGCGCGGGUAAGACAACAAUUAUCGAGGCAUUACUGAAUGCCUGCACGGGACAAAUGCCUCCGGGUAGCGGCUCUGAGAAAAGCUCCUUUGUGUAUGAUCCUAAGGUGAUGGGCGAGACGGAUGUCAAGGCGCAGAUCCGUCUCCUUUUCACCGGGAGAGGCGGCAAGGUGAUGCAGGUGAUACGUUCCUUUCAGGCUUUGCGUACUCGCACCAAAACAACCUUCACGACGCUUGACAGCACUGUGGCAUUUCAGGAUACCGCGACCGGUAAGGUUUUAUCUAGCACUUACCGCGCCAACGAUGUGGACCGUGCCGUGCCUGAAAUGUUGGGUGUCUCCCCGGCGGUUCUAGAGCAUGUUAUCUUCUGUCAUCAAGAGGACGCCAAUUGGCCUCUGUUGCCGCCCAAAGAGGUAAAAAAAAUAUUUGAUGAGAUUUUUGCGGCGACUCGCUAUGUCUUGGCCCUCGAUCGACUUCGGGAGAAUAGCAAAGAGUUCCGCCGACAGCAAAAGGAGCAUGAGGCGAACUUGAUGGCGUUACGAGAGCACCGGGAGCAGGCGCAACAGCUCACGGGUGACAUUGCAGCGAAGGAGGAGUUGGUCCGCACAAUUCAGCAGCGAUCCAAGUCGUUGGAACCGCAACUGAAGGAACUACAUGCUGUCACGGCAGCGCUGAGUGCUGUGGAGCAGGGCGCGGAGGGUUUGGCACGCGAGGCUGCCAUGAUUCAAGGCCGCAUCGACGAGAAACAAGAGUCAUUGAGUCGAAUGACCCUUCCUCCGACGACUUUAACGAUAGAGGAGAUGUUGGAAUUUAAACAGGGUUUUGCUGAGCGUAUCAAAGGCCUCGAGGCAGACGCAUCCGAUAAGGCGAACCUCCUUGAGAAGGCUGAGGCAAAAAAGCAGCAAUGUGAAGAAACGGCGCUGCGUCUUCGCUCCACCACUGAAUUUCUUGAGCAGCAGGAGCGGCAAUAUAAAGAAAACCGUGUGGAGCUUCAGGGAAUUGUCAAGAACCUCUCGACAGGACUUGUCUUGUGUGAUGAUGACAUGUGCGAGGAAGACCUGCAGCGUGUGAGCGAUCACUUGAAUGCGGAAUUACAACUGGCGAGAGCGGAACGAGACAAGGCAUUGAAGGAGUUUGAUGACGAGAAGAAACUCCUUGAGGAUCAACGGAACAUGUUGCUUCGCUCAAUGGAUGCCGAUAACAAGGAGAAGGAUAUGAAGGAGGACCAACUAAAACACCUACAUCAGCGCGUUGUGAGCACCGAGGAGGCAUUGGGAAAGUUGAAGCCGUAUGUUGGAGCUACAUACCUUGAGUCACUGAAGAAAACAAUAUCCGAAUUGGAGCAGCGUUUGGAGGUAAUGGAAGAAUUGAAGAAGAAAGGGGAAAAUUACAAACAACGACAAGACAUAUUGCAGAGAAUAGAUGCACAAAAUCGCAUUGUUGCAGGGUUGCGUCAGGAAUUGGCGAGACACAAGGAAUGCUUGGGUGGUGAGGCGGAGAUGAAUCUUCUUCGGACACAGAUUACAGAGAAGGAGAGGUUUCUUGAGGCCGAGAUGAGGGAGACACUCGUGCCGGAGUUGUCUAAUUUUGGGCACGAGAUGACUGAGGGAAGUUCCCUGUCGCAGAUUUCCCUCCUCAUUGAGCAGCUCAGGGAACAAAAGCUGGGGGUACUCCGAGCUAUUCAAACCGAGCACGGUGAGCUCGAUCGUCAAAUUGCCGUGCUACAACAGAAUCGGGCGCAGCGAAUGGAGGAAAUAAUGCGGGAAAACUCCGAGUUGCAGCGGAAGCGCACAAACUGCGUGAAGGCACUUGAUGGCUUGGGUGAAAUUGAUCAUUUUGAGGCUGUCCUUGAGAAGGCCCGUGAUUUAUUAGAAGCAGCGAGGAACAGGCAUCAUGCACUGGAGGCAAUGUCAACAUGCUACGCAAAUUUUGUGCAGGUGGCUAGGGUGGAGGGAAAAUGUCCCGUGUGCGACCGCGGUUUUACGGAUGAGUUGUCGCUUGCCAACUUUGUGGAGCUCAACGAGCGACAUCAUGGGGCGUCACCAGAGAUGAUUGAGAAGGCUCAUUUGGAGGCGAAAGAAGCAGAGGAAAGGGUGCGUAUUCUUGAAACUCUCGAGGCUGAUGUGCAUGACGUGAGACGUCUGGCGUCGAGCGUUCCACAUCUGGAGCUGCUGGUGACACGUACCAAUGAAGAGCUGGCGAACAAGUCUGCCUUGUUGGAGGAUGCGGAGCGGAAGCGGGAGGAUGUGGAGCAUCAGUUGAAGCGUGUGCAAGAUUUGAUGCGCACGGCGAUCGAUUUAAAUGCGGUCGCUUGUGAUGUCCGUGCACUCAGGCAACAACUUUCCCGCAGGGAAGCUGCCAUCAAGGAGCUACAGGCGGAAGUCGUGACCGCGGCUGGUGGUGGUGCUGACGGCGGUGCUCGAACAUACGAAGAGGUUUCGGCGGAGUAUGAGAGUGCCAAUACGGAGCUUCAUCGUCUUAAUGUGAUGCUGAAUGAGGCACAGCGACGUGAAGAUGGUGAGUCUGACCAGGCGGCUGCCAGUGAGCUCAACGCGAGGCGGGCUGAGUACUACCAGUUGGAGAUGAAAUGGAUGCGGCAGGGUGAACUGGAGGAGGUACUUGCACGAUACAAGGGUGAGGAAAAUGGCUACAGGGAGCGCAUUGCCGCAAUCAACGCUGGGCAAGAGGGAGUGCGAGAGGAGCUCCUGCGUCUACAAAGUCGUAUUGACACCCUUCAGCGGGCGCGUCAGGAUGCCGAAUGCGCCGCGCAGCAAGGCCGAAUUGGGAAAAUAGAGGAAUCGACGCAAAUGUUGGCGGGGAUUGUGCCCAAGAUGCGCGAUUACUUUGCGUCUAAGCAUGGGGAACAAUUGUUCAGAGCACGGGAACAAAUGCAAUUGGCAGAGGCAUCGCGCCUGAGAGCCGUGGAUGAGGUAAGACAGCUGCGUGAGGCGAUCCAGGAGUCACGACGUGUGGUGGAUGAGCAGCACCGUCAGGCGGUAGAGGUGGGGAAGCACAUCGAGGCCUUUAAGAAGCGUCAAUCGAUUGAUGAGGAUCAGGCACGACUGCAGGAGGUGGAGCGCUCUCUUACCGAAAUGAAGAGCCGGGAGAUUCGUGGAGUUGCGGCAAUAUUGGGGGCAGAUGUCAUUGCGGGUGAGACGGUUUCACGCAUCCGGGAGCUCAUCCGCGAAAAGGUGAGCGAGUUGGAGCGAUCCCGUGCUCAGCAGGAGGGAAAUGUGGAGGCAAUGAUGCAAGACAUCACAAACCUCCGGAGUCAACUGGCCCGUGAGAAGUACCACGACAUCGAGAAACGAUACCGAUCCACCUUUUUAAAGGUCCAAACAACCGAAAUUGCCGUUGCGGAUAUUGAAAAGUACUACAGGGCAUUGGAGAAGGCAGUGCAGUCUUACCAUCAGGAGAAGAUUGCACAGAUCAAUCAGAUUUUGGCGGACCUUUGGCGACAGACGUACAAGGGAAGUGACAUUGACACCGUGGAACUUCGUUCCGAGGAUGAUGUGACGUCGACAACGGCGCGUCGUAGUUAUAGCUACCGCGUUGUGAUGAAACGAGGGAACAGCGAGAUGGACAUGCGUGGCCGGUGCAGCGCUGGCCAAAAGGUGUUGGCAUCCGUGCUUAUUCGUCUUGCACUUAGUGAGGCGUUCUGCUGUGACUGCGGCAUCCUUGCGCUUGAUGAACCGACGACAAACCUGGACGAGGACAACGCCCGGUCGCUUGCAGAGUCUCUCCGUUUGCUUAUUGAAAACCACCGCGCCGUGAAACAUUUUCAGUUGAUUGUCAUCACACACGAUGAGCAAUUUGUGAGGGCACUCGGUGGACAGGCACUGGACACGUUCUACUACAUUCGCAAGGACAGGGACGGCGCUUUUUCAGUCAUCGAGGAGCGCACCUUUGAUCAGUUGUUCGCAGCAUGA
Messenger RNA from Trypanosoma cruzi, 4041 nucleotides. Its product is annotated as DNA repair protein RAD50, putative. Gene Ontology annotation, cellular component: condensed nuclear chromosome; Mre11 complex; nucleus. The coding region runs from base 1 to 4041 and encodes 1346 amino acids. Gene Ontology annotation, biological process: telomere maintenance via recombination; telomere maintenance via telomerase; double-strand break repair. The record is from RefSeq and is a predicted model, not a curated record. The transcript has a single exon. NCBI's taxonomy places the organism in Eukaryota, Euglenozoa, Kinetoplastea, Trypanosomatida, Trypanosomatidae. Gene Ontology annotation, molecular function: ATP hydrolysis activity; G-quadruplex DNA binding; single-stranded telomeric DNA binding.